GGCAGGAAUAAAGUAUUUAAAAUGAAAACCACGGAAUUUACUUUACUCGAAAACCUUUAUUUUUUCUUAAGUAAAUAUACAUUUUAAUGAGCGCAUUUGCUUUCGAGCACACUACGAACAACAUAAACUUGAUAUGGACUGUAUGAUAACGGUAUUGAUAAUAUUAUUACUGAUUGAAGUUAUACUCGAAAUCAAACAAUAGUAAAUAUUAUAAAAAAAAUUACGUGAAAUAUUUGGAUGCUUUUAAAUGGCAGUGCAUACAUAAAAAGUGUACUGUGAAAAUAUAUGUAGAUCAAGCAGUUAAGAACAUUUAAAAAAAUGAAAGUACACAUAAUGUCAACCAUCACCAAGAAACUGAAUUAAGUAUAACAAAAAAAUCAUUUUCCAAUGGACUCAAACGAAAAUCGGAAGACGAAUUGGAAAGGCCUUCAAAAGUCAUAAAUAGAGGCAUUUUAACUAAUCCAGAACUAACACAAACGUUUGCAGGUACAGAUAUCAAUAAUAUUUAUCAAUUUUUAUACCGUUCUCGUAGAUCGUCAUAUCCGAAACUCCCAACAAAUAUUAUAGAAGUAAUCAACGUAAUGAGCGAGCGUCAAAUUAAAACUGUCCAGGACGAAAACUUUAUUCUUGUUGUUGAUUCAGUAAACAAAAUUAUAUGUUUUUCGAAUUUAAAACUUCUUUGUUCAGUAGACAAAAUAUUUGUGGAUGGUACUUUUACCUACUGUCCAAAAUAUUUUCUUCAGCUUUUUACUAUACACAUCUUCAAGAACGGACAUUAUAUUCCACUCGUGUACUUCUUAUUACCAGACAAAUGUAAAGACACAUAUGCACUAUCGUUCGGAUAUGUGGUUGAAAAAUGUUCGGAAAUUAAUUUAUUAUUCACUCCGUCGAAAAUAGUUUCCGAUUUUGAAGAAGCUAUACAUAUUGGUGCAAAAACAAUAUGGCCAGAAAUACGGAUGGUUGGUUGCAGAUUUCAUUUAACACAAAAUUGGUGGAAACACAUUCAAAGUCUUGGCUUAUCAAAAGAAUAUAAAGACGCAUCAAGUGAAAUAGGUAAUUGGCUAAAAUGGGUAUUUGGCUUACCAUUACUAAAUCCAGAAGAAGUAAGCGAUUGCUUUACGACAGAUUUGAUGUCAGUUUCUCCAGAUGAUGAAAGGAUAAUUAGGUUCUGCGAUUAUUUAGUUGAAUAUUAUAUUGAUGAAGGUGCAAAAUUCAAUCCACGUAUUUGGGCAUCGAGAGAAAUAACAUAACCAGAACGUACUACAAAUAGCUGUGAGUCUUUCCACUCAAAAUUAAAUUCACAAUUCACAAAAGCUCACCCCAACAUUUUCAUAUUCACCCAUGUUUUAAAUAAAAAAUACAAACUGACACUUACAUACCUACAUAUAAACGGAAUAAACAUCGAGAAAAAUAAAAAAAAUAGUGCUUUUAACAAAAAAAAACAAAGUAUUAAAAAUUUAUCAAAUGAUUUGAACGAUAAUAAAAUUUCUAGGUUCACUUAUA
Molecule: messenger RNA, 1503 nt
Organism: Metopolophium dirhodum (rose-grain aphid)
Lineage: Eukaryota; Metazoa; Arthropoda; Insecta; Hemiptera; Aphididae
Exons: 2
Coding region: 582-1250 (222 amino acids)
Source: RefSeq, a predicted model, not a curated record